CAACCACAGGCCUGAAUUCACUCGAUGAACUAAUGACGCCUCAUAUCCUCGGAUUGACAUAAACAACACACCUCCUUUGGUUUCUAACAACCAGAUUCAUCGCUAAUGUCUACGUAGGUCAUCUCUUGCGGCCCAAGUUCGACUACCAAAUCAUGCAGUCGACGGAGAAGAUCAAGGCAGACUUGGAGCGUGAAUUCCUCAAGCCUCCGACCACCUUCAGUCCUCAAUGGCUCAACAAACUGCAACAGAGAUGGGACUACCAAACUCCAAACUACACUGAGCUCUGUCAAUUGGCACCUCCACAGACAAGAACUGUCACCCGCUUUACUCGCCAAGGUCUUGAAGGACGGGUCACCGGCUAUGAACAAGUCACUGUACCAGCCUCCAGCGCCACUGCCAAAAAUUCGACCUCGAUCCUGCGGAAACCUGCUGGACGAGCUGAUUUCGUACGUGGUGCUGCGGGGUUCUACCCUUUUGCUCCUGGUGGUCUGGACGGUGUCGAUGCAAUUCAAGCCUAUGAAGAUGAUGCUGCCCUCUUGGCGGAACACAGCACUCGCCAGAAGGGAAGUGCACUCUAUAAAAUCAUCAACUUUGGCACAGUCGAUGGCCUACUUGAGAUUCCACCAGGCUUCUCACGAGGCAUGAAGCUGCCAGAGAAAAAGUUAGAAGAGGCGGCAGAUAACAUUAUUGAAGUGGAGCAAGUCCUCGACGAGACCGACAUCCUCAAUGACCCCAGUUCCGAGCAGCCUGCCACGAUCAAUGGCCAGACUUCUUCGAAUUUGAGCGAAGAGGCAUCUGACAGUGACACAGAGGACGAAGACACAGACUUGGAUGAUUUACUCCCUAUUGAAUUCCCUUCGCUCGAGGCUCGAGGCCCACUCCUCGCCUCAUCCAGCAGGAAAUCGGGCAGAGAAUGGGCGCACGUCGUUGAUAUUGACAAAGAAAUUCCCAACUUUGCCGAAUUGGUCCCCGAUAUGGCACGCACCUGGCCUUUCGAGUUGGACACUUUUCAAAAAGAGGCUGUCUAUCAUCUAGAGAAUCGUGACUCGGUCUUUGUCGCUGCUCACACGUCUGCUGGUAAAACUGUGGUCGCAGAAUAUGCCAUUGCGUUGGCUGCCAAGCACAUGACGAAGGCCAUUUACACGUCCCCCAUCAAGGCCCUGUCCAAUCAGAAAUUUCGAGACUUCAAGGAGGUCUUUGGCAGUGAUGUGGGCAUUUUGACUGGCGAUGUCCAGAUCAACCCCGAGGCUAGGUGCCUCAUCAUGACCACGGAAAUUCUAAGAAGUAUGCUGUAUCGUGGAGCUGAUCUGAUACGAGACGUCGAGUUUGUCAUCUUCGACGAGGUGCAUUAUGUCAAUGACAUCGAACGUGGUGUUGUAUGGGAAGAGGUCAUCAUUCUGCUCCCUGAGCAUGUCACUCUGAUCCUGUUGUCAGCCACUGUGCCCAAUACCUAUGAGUUUGCGUCGUGGGUCGGCCGCACAAAAAAGAAAGACAUCUAUGUAAUUUCCACUCCAAAGAGGCCUGUUCCCCUUGAACAUUAUCUGUGGGCUGGGAAGGACAUGCACAAGAUCGUGGAUUCGGAAAAGAGGUUUCUCGCCAAAGGCUGGAAAGAUGCAAAUGACAUCUUGUCAGGGCUGGACAAAGUUAAAGAGCAGAAAGCCAUCGAACAGCAAGCACCUGCUCGAGGAGGCGGCAACAACCCUCGAGGAGGUCGGGGUCAGCAGCAGCGUGGUGGAAGCCAACGAGGCGGUGCGCAACAACGGGGCCGUGGUCAACCGGCCAACCGUGGUCAAGGAAAUAUCGCAAGAACUGGUCGUGGUGGUGGUCGAACAACCGCAAACCAAGACCGAAACAUCUGGGUCCACCUCGUGCAGUACCUUCGAAAGGAAAACCUCCUGCCCGCCUGCAUCUUCGUCUUUUCCAAAAAGAGGACGGAGGAAAAUGCCGACUCCCUGUCUAACCAAGACUUUUGCACCGCAGUCGAGAAGAGUGCAAUUCAUAUGACGAUUGAGAAGUCGAUUGCGAGGCUGAAACCCGAAGAUCGGAAGCUUCCUCAAAUCAAUCGAUUAAAAGAAAUGCUGAGUCGUGGUGUGGCAGUCCAUCAUGGAGGUCUGUUACCAAUUGUGAAGGAGAUUGUGGAGAUUCUCUUCGCAAAGACGCUCGUCAAGGUCCUCUUCGCGACCGAAACUUUUGCCAUGGGUUUGAAUCUCCCAACACGAACGGUUGUUUUCUCUGGCUACCGGAAACAUGACGGAAGGGAAUUCCGCAACCUUUUACCUGGUGAAUACACGCAAAUGGCGGGUCGUGCAGGGCGGAGAGGUCUUGACACUGUAGGUACCGUCAUUAUCGUCGCACCAGGCAAGACAGAAGCUCCACCAGCGGGAGAACUGAGUCAGAUGAUCACUGGCCCUUCCACCAAGCUUCGCAGUCAAUUCCGGCUGCAUUACAACAUGAUCUUGAACUUGAUGCGAGUCGAAGCAUUGAAAAUUGAGGAGAUCAUCAAGCGGAGCUUUUCAGAGAACGCCACCCAGGCACUUCUUCCACAACAUGAAAAGCAGGUGGCCCUAUCUCAGGAAAACCUCGACAAGAUCAAAAGAGAGCCAUGUAAUAUAUGUGAUAUCGAUCUGAAGGCGUGCCAUGAAGCAGCAAUGGUGUUUGAAAAGCUAACAAAAGAGCUUCAUAUGCGUCUCUUGUCCUCACCGAUUGGUCGUCGUCUCUGGUCUGCAAGGAGAUUGAUUGUCUUCAAAGAGCAUGGGAUUCGCAAAGUCGGGGUCUUACUUGACGACGGGCCACGACGGGGUCCAAGUCCUUACCUUCGGGUUCUCGUCAUCUCGGACAUCGACUCCAAGCGGUCCACUCAAGACCUGUUGCCGUACCUACCAGCUUUUCGCACGAUGUUCGCACCGCUCCCUGCGGAUGCAGCCAGCGUGAAAACUGCCGUUUCUCAGGUUUUGGUGGACGAUGUGGAAUGUGUUACCCAGGAGAUUGUCAAGGUUGAUUUGCGGUCGUUACUAAACUCAGAUACAGUGCAGAAGCAAUGGGCGGAGCAAGACUUUGUACAGCUUUACUCGAACUGGGCAUCGGCGGCCUGGCAAGAGCAGAAGUGGGAUCGAGUUAACGACUUGGGAGUUCGGGAUCUUUUAAUUGAACGAAACAAGAUGGCCGACAUUGCUCAAAAUGGGCAAUGCUUGCAGUGUCCCAACUUCAUCAAGCACUACGGGAUGCAGCAUGACGAAUGGCUAAUCCAGGAAAACAUCGAGUCACUCAAAUUGCUCAUGUCUGAUCAGAAUCUUUCAUUGCUGCCGGAUUACCAACAGAGGGUUGAAGUUCUGAAAGAUCUCGGCUUUGUCGAUGAGCAUUUACGAAUUCAGCUCAAGGGCAAAGUGGCAUGCGAAAUACAUUCAGCUGACGAACUUGUGCUGACGGAGCUCAUAUUGGAGAACGUGCUUGCAUCAUACGAACCAGAAGAGAUUGUCGCUCUACUGUCUGCCUUUGUAUUCCAGGAAAAGACUGACAGUGAACCCCAGCUCAGUGAAGGGUUGACUCGUGGCAAAGAAGCCAUCAUCGAGAUCGCGGAGAAAGUUAAUCACUAUCAGAUUCUACAUCAAGUCAUCCUUUCAUCCGAUGAUGCCAAUGAUUUUGUGUCUCGACCAAGAUUUGGGCUCGUCGAAGUCGUGUAUGAAUGGGCACGGGGCAUGUCAUUCAAGAAUAUCACCGACCUCACCGAUGUGAUGGAGGGAACGAUUGUACGAGUGGUGACGAGGUUGGACGAGACAUGUCGCGAGGUGAUGAGUGCAGCGAGGUUGAUAGGUGAUCCGGGCCUGUAUCAGAAGAUGGAGAAGGCUCGAGAGAUGAUUCGUCGAGAUGUGGUGUUUACCGCGAGUUUGUAUAUGUGAUAAGAUGAAGGAUGAGAGAUGGCGUGCGAGAAUUCAGAAGUCAGCAGUCUGAAUGGUUGGACUACCCAAUCCCUCAGAUCUCAGUAAACGCAGUGGAUGAUGAUAAACAUAGAUUGUUUCCGUCAAGACUCAAGAUGACGGCACAAACCGGCAGGCUUAUUACCUUGUCUUGUAGUUAAGUCGAAGUUGAC
Messenger RNA from Exophiala mesophila, 4087 nucleotides. RefSeq lists its product as uncharacterized. Gene Ontology annotation, cellular component: Ski complex. Bases 153 to 3896 code for a protein of 1247 amino acids. Lineage: Eukaryota; Fungi; Ascomycota; Eurotiomycetes; Chaetothyriales; Herpotrichiellaceae. The transcript has 4 exons. Gene Ontology annotation, molecular function: RNA helicase activity; RNA binding; ATP binding. The record is from RefSeq and is a predicted model, not a curated record. Gene Ontology annotation, biological process: nuclear-transcribed mRNA catabolic process, 3'-5' exonucleolytic nonsense-mediated decay.